This is a messenger RNA of Leptonychotes weddellii (Weddell seal), 1484 nucleotides long. The record is from RefSeq and is a predicted model, not a curated record. NCBI's taxonomy places the organism in Eukaryota, Metazoa, Chordata, Mammalia, Carnivora, Phocidae.
GGCAUCUCUCUUUCCUGAUUUUAGAUUCUACUUGACACACCUGGCCUCAUCAGCCCUGUUAAACAGAAAAGGUAAUAGCUGUGGAAACAGGUUUGUUGAGGGAAAGGUGUUGAGAAGGUGAGGAGAUUCCAUCAGAGGGGCUGGAAAACCCCCUUAUCAUACCCUAUCCCUCAUUAGGAGUAUAUCAGUCAUAAGACCCUUCCUGACCUAAGUUUGUCUGUCCCUCAGGCACCAUCUGGAGCUUUCUUUGUUGGAAGAUCCAUGGAAGAGCAUGGAAUCUGCUGAUCUGGUUGUGGUCCUUGUGGAUGUCUCAGACAAGUGGACUCGGAACCAGCUCAGGCCCCAGGUGCUCCAGUGCCUGACCCAGUUCUCCCAAGUCCCUAGCAUCCUUGUCAUGAACAAGGUAGAUUGCCUGAAGCAGAAGUCUGUUCUCCUGGAGCUCACAGCAGCCCUUACUGAAGGUGUGGUCAAUGGCAAGAAGCUCAAGAUGCGGCAGGCCCUUCGCUCACAGCCUGGCACUCCUUGCCCUAGCCCAGCAGCUAAGGGCCCAAAAACACAGUCUGUGGGAGGCCCUCAGAGGAUUGGCUGGCCCCACUUCCAGGAGAUCUUCAUGUUGUCAGCCCUAAGCCAGGAGGAUGUGAAAACACUAAAGCAUUACCUCCUGGCACAGGCCCGGCCAGGACCCUGGGAAUUCCACAGUGGAGUCCUCACUAGCCAGACGCCUGAGGAGAUCUGUGCCAACAUCAUCCGAGAGAAGCUCCUAGAACACCUGCCCCAGGAGAUGCCCUAUAGUGUGCAGCAGAGGACAGUGAUGUGGGAGGAAGGGCCAAGCGGAGAGCUGGUGAUCGAACAGAAGCUUCUGGUGCCCAAAGAAUCUCAUGUGAGGAUCCUGAUUGGUCCAAAGGGGCACUUGAUCUCCCAGAUUGCACAGGAGGUGGGCCGCGACCUCAUGGACAUCUUCCUCUGCGAUGUUCGGCUCCGCCUCUCUGUGAGGCUUCUCAAGUGACCACCCUCUGCUGCCUUGCCCAGGGCGUCUCAGCCAGAGCUGCUGGCAGGGCCACUGACCAGAACGGCCCCUGCCCAGGGACAGGGACUGGUGAGAGGUGUGGGCACUGCCUGCCUGCCUGCCUGACUGGCGGCUGGCUUGGCCUUCCUGAGUCUGCCUAGCCCCUGCCUGACCACGUCUGUUGGAGGAAGUAACUUAUCUUAGCUCAGUUCCCAGGUCGUUCCUCUGCCUGCGGUCCCAGCUGCUUAGGUCUAGAAGUUGGCUCUUUGGUAGGAACAAUGCCACCCUGCUUCUGGCUGGCAGCGAACCCAGAGUUCUUCCCUGAGUUGCCAGUUUUAGCAGAGAGGGCUUUUUCCUGUCCACUCAGUUCCUCUACCUUAAAGCUGCGCGUAAGAACCUGUGGGUCCUAAGUGAGAUAGUGCCGCUCACUCCAUCCCUCUCCCCAGUCUUGGAUGCUAAUAAAAUUAAAAAACAAGCA